AUGAUCAGCCGCCGCCACAAAGAAGCUGCAACCGUGAAUCCAUGUAUUGUUGAAGACCUGGUUGAUCCUGACUGGACGGAGCAACAGCGAGCAGACUUCGAGGCUGCUCUACCGCUAGCCAGAUCCGAGGUAAAUGUUGCAGUGGCGGGCGUAACAGGGUCUGGCAAAUCUGCGUUGAUCAACGCCCUCUGCGGCGCAGUGCCGAAAGACGAGGUGUAUGACAAGGAUGGGAAAGUAGUGGAGGUCGAGCUUCCCGCAAAGGAAGGGGAGACGCUUUCACACGAGACGCAGGGAGUAGCGAGUUAUGAAGCGCAAAAGGCGUCUCUGUCCGGAAGACACUACACCGUCACGGUAUGGGAUAGUGCAGGAUUGGAAGACGGGACGGGGAGAGGUCUUGCAUACAUUCAGCAACUUCACGGGGAGUGUGGUGGCCAUAUCGAUAUGCUGCUAUACUGCGUCAAGAUCUCCCAACGGUGUGUAGUGGAGGACAUGGUCCCAGGAAUGAAAGUGGUUACAGAAACCAUGGGCCCUGAUAUCUGGCGUCAUGCAAUGGUAGUUCUCACUUUUGCAAACAUCCUUCAGGAGAAUAUACUGGAGGCUUCAUUUGAUGAAAGCGCUGGCGAAGACACAAAUCACAUCUUUGCCUCACGUUUAGGUCAGUGGCAGGAUGGCGUUUGUCUUGCUCUCAAACAGGCGGGUGUAGCGGAAGAGAUUGCCAGUGAAGUGCCUGUGGAACCAGCCGGUCAUUACCUUGAGCCCAGUCUACCAGACCGACCCCACUGGCUGGGCUACUUGUGGCUAAAAUUUCUUAUGCACUCCAGGGACGAAGCAAAACUAGCCAUCCUCGUUAAUAACCAGCACCGUAUUAGAGAUGCCGAGCAUCUCACUCCAGAGGAUCUCCUCGAGUGUCAGCUACAACAGAGCAGUAGUGCUCAGAGCAUCCCAAUCGUUGUCGAUCGAAAGCAGGUCAGCAAAGCUUUGAAAAUUGGGACGGGGGUGGGUAUGGGGGUGGCCUCAGCUGUGACGGGGGCCUGUUUGGGGGGUUUGGCAGGGGGGAUAUUGGUUGGACUCCCCACUGCAGGGAUAGGAGCAGCGGCAGGGCUGGCUGCGGGAGCUGCUGUGGGGGCUGUGGUUGGGCCACUGGUGGGGAUGGCCGUGAACAAGACUCUGCUGAAGAGACAAGAAAAACUCGCUGCAAAACAAAACUCUUGCAACUGA
Messenger RNA from Geodia barretti, 1218 nucleotides. NCBI's taxonomy places the organism in Eukaryota, Metazoa, Porifera, Demospongiae, Tetractinellida, Geodiidae. The record is from the annotation of a GenBank genome assembly.